Microthlaspi erraticum is the source of this 582-nucleotide messenger RNA. The record is from the annotation of a GenBank genome assembly. NCBI's taxonomy places the organism in Eukaryota, Viridiplantae, Streptophyta, Magnoliopsida, Brassicales, Brassicaceae.
AUGUCUGAGUCAGGAGCUGGAGUUGUUAUGGGAGAUAUUGAGGUUGUCCAGGAUUUUGAGGAUGUCUUUCAGUCACUGAAGGGAUUACCACCAUCUCGGUCUGAUCCUUUCACGAUUGAGUUAGAGCCGGGGACAGCACCGAUAUCGAAGACGCCUUACAGGAUGGCGCCAGCUGAGUUGGCAGAGCUGAAGAAGCAGAUAGAGGACCUUUUGUCUAAGGGGUUCAUUCGACCGAGUGUUUCACCGUGGGGAGCACCGGUGUUGUUUGUGAAGAAGAAGGAUGGAGUUUCAGACUUUGUAUCGAUUACAGAGAUCCCGAUAGAUGAGGCAGAUGUCAGGAAGACUGCUUUCAGGACGCGUUAUGGGCAUUUUGAGUUUGUGGUUAUGCCUUUCGGUUUGACUAACGCGCCGGCAGCCUUCAUGAGAUUGAUGAACGACGUGUUCAGGGAGUAUUUGGACGUGUUCGUCAUCAUUUUCAUUGAUGAUAUUCUGGUAUACUCGAGGAGUCAGGAGGAGCAUGCGACUCACUUGAGGUUGGUUCUGGAGAGAAGCUUCGGGAGCAGAAGCUUUUUGCUAAGUUGA